AGAAUGUUGUUGACGUUGUAUUGUUGUUGAUUCUAUGAUCUAUUUGCAAAAAAAUCAGAAAAUAAAAACAAAUUAGUCUUAAAUCAUUUAUCCUAAACAUUGCAAAUAUAACAGUUCAAAUUACAUGGAUACCUUUGGUGUUGGUGUGGAAUUUAAAAGAUAACAAGUUUUAGGGCUCCUAUAAACUUUGUGACUAAUUCGCUGAAAUAAAUAUUUUAUCACAUAAUGUCGGCCUUAGUAACCGCAGAUUGGUUUCAGCUAGACUCCUAUUACAGGAAAUUUGAUCUCUACGAUAUGGUAUGGGCGCUGGAUGAAGGGCUAGAAAACAUGGUGGUCAGUGGAGCCCCAUUUGGAGGGCCUAUAGCCAUGGUUCGUGACAGGAAGCAGUUUGUCCGUAUUGUAACUACUGCAAAACCAGUCAUAACCAUCUACAACUGUGUUGGAACUGUGAUUUCUAAGAUUCUGUGGAACAGUGGGAAUCUUGUGCAUAUGGGCUGGUCUGACAGCGAGCAGUUACUAUGUGUGCAGGAGAGUGGGGAUGUCCUCAUAUACGACAUGUUUGGAGCCUACCAAAAAGCAUUCAAUUUGGGUCAGGAAGUUAGAGACACAAAGGUAGCCAAAGCGCAGCUUUUCACAAAAGCGCACGUUGGCCUGGCGGUUAUGACUACAACUAACAGAAUGUUUGUUGUCAACAAUGUAGCCGACCCCAAAGUCAGAUCUCUUCCAGAUAUUCCAAGAGCGAGUGAGCCAAUCACGUGCUGGUGCGUGCUGAGCACGUACGUGCGCACGUCCGCCGCCAUCAGCUUCCUCGUGUGUCGCAACAAGGAAAUAUUCCGCUGCCAGCUGGGAGAGACUAGGGCUACACUAUUGAGCCCGGAGAUCUCGAGCCCGUACACGCAGGUGCUGAGCAUAGUGCCGUCGCAGAACGGCCGCCACGUGGCGCUGUUCACGGACUCCGGCUGGCUGUGGCUCGGCUCCUCCGACCUCCGGAACAAGUACUGCGAGAUCGACUCCGGCCACAUCAAGCAGCCCAAGGAAUUGGUUUGGUGUGGGUCGCAAGCGAUAGUGGGCCACUGGGACGACAUAAUGGUUAUCUACGGUUUCAACGGCACCCAGGUGCCCUACCCCUACGACGGCCCCUUCCACCUCAUCCCCGAGAUGGACUGCGUGAGAGUGGUGUCGGAGAUGACCCACGAGUUGAUACAGAAAGUGCCGCCCGAAGCUGAGAAAAUAUUCAGUAUUAAGAGUACUGCGCCCGGCGCGUAUUUGGUCGAAGCUUCUAAACAGUUUCAGAAACGCAGCCACAAAGCAGACGAGUACAUCAAACUGGUCAAACCGAAUCUGGCAAACGCCGUCCAAAACUGUAUCGAUGUGGCCGCGUACGAGUUCAACCCCGACAUUCAGAAAAUGCUGAUCCGCGCCGCGCAGUUCGGCAAAGGCUUCAUAGUGGACCCCGUGCUCACGGAGCACUACGUCACCGCCUGCCGCUGGCUGCGCGUGCUCAACGCUGUCAGAGACCCCAAGGUCGCGAUUCCCUUGACAUAUAAGCAAGUGGAGCACCUGAAGGAGCGCGUGCUGCUGGACCGGCUGAUCUGGCGGCGCCUGCACUGCCUGGCAGGACACGUCGCCGCCUGCCUGCAGAUGAGGCAGGCCCGCACGCGCGUGCUGUCUCACUGGGCUAGCUACAAGGUGACCCAACCGCACGUGGACAACGAAAGCGCCGCCCGAGAAAUAGGCGAGAAACUGAGGAACGUGCCCGGGAUAUCGUACGCGAACAUCGCCAUGAAGGCCGCAGAGAAAGGCAGGAAAGCGCUGGCUAUUAAAAUCUUGGAAUACGAAACGCGCAGUAAGCUACAAGUGCCUCUUCUAUUACAACUGGGCGAAGGUCCGACUGCCCUUUUAAAGGCUACAGCCAGUGGCGAUACUGAUCUCGUGUAUAUAGUGCUGCUGCAUCUCAAGGAGAAAAUGGGCAAGCACGAGUUUGAGCUGACAAUCCGAAGUUUCCCUCUCGCUCACGCGCUCUACAUCAAGUACUGCGCGAGUCACAACCGCGAAGCCCUGCGCAAGGUGUAUGUACAAGAAGACGAUUUCCAAGGGCAAGCGGCGACCCACAUACGGGACGCGAUAGAACAGACUAACCCGGGCAGCGUUGAGGCUUCGCUCAUUUCCGCCAGGGAUUGCUAUAAGAAGGGGAAAAACGACUUCGGUGCGUCAAUAUGUGAGGACACCCGCAAGCUCUGCAAACAGCAGUCCAGCCUGCAGGAAACCUACGGCCAGAGCUUUGUCGGUCUGUCUGUGCACGACACUGUACAAAAACUCCUGAACCAGGGCGAAGUCAAGUUGGCUGACAAACUGCGCUUGGAGUACAAAAUGCCUGAUAAGAGAUACUGGUGGCUGCGCAUACUAAUGUUAGCGGAGAAAAACGACUGGGACGAAUUGGAUCGGUUUUCAAAGUCAAAGAAGUCGCCGAUAGGGUACGAGCCGUUCGUGGACGCGUGCCUCAAGUACUUGAAGAAUGAUGAGGCACUCAAGUACCUGCCCAGGUGUAGAGAUGACAUUAAAGUCAAAUAUUACGUCAAAGCUGGAUUCUACGAAGACGCGGCGCAAGUGGCGUACGAGCAAAAGGAUAGAAAUGCACUCGUGUUCGUUCAAAGUAAAUGUCCUCUAAAAGAAACUAUCAAACACGAGAAAAUAGCCUUUUUGCUAGAACAGUUACCAUUGAGAAAGUAACCGAAUGGAGUAGGAAUACGUUUGUAUAUUUUUAUAUGCUAGUCGUCUCAAAUUUUAUUUGCAUACCGCGAUGUAAAUGCUACCUUCAUACGGAAAAAACUUUUUUUUUUUUUCAAAAUUGAAGAAACAAGAAAUAGGUACUUGUUUUCUUGAUUCUUAUAAACAAUUGUUGUUCAACUCAUUUUGGAAAAAAAUUGUCAACUCUUCCGUGUGACGGCAAUAUAGCGUUAUGAUAUACAAUACACAUGCUGUAUAGGUAAAUUGCUAUUACUUUUAAGAAUGUACUGAGUCAAAUGUAGAUAAAAAAAUGUAUUCCUAAUUAUUCAGUAAUUUAGUUAAUUUAUACCUAAGGAACCAAUGGACUGUAUGUAGCAAUCCACUUAUUAUUUUAUUAUCAGCAAUAAAAGGCAAAAUUUAA
Messenger RNA from Plodia interpunctella (Indianmeal moth), 3148 nucleotides. RefSeq names its product Vacuolar protein sorting 16A (gene Vps16A). The transcript is spliced from 15 exons. Gene Ontology annotation, biological process: vacuole fusion, non-autophagic; endosomal transport; intracellular protein transport. The coding region runs from base 226 to 2730 and encodes 834 amino acids. Gene Ontology annotation, molecular function: actin binding. The record is from RefSeq and is a predicted model, not a curated record. NCBI's taxonomy places the organism in Eukaryota, Metazoa, Arthropoda, Insecta, Lepidoptera, Pyralidae. Gene Ontology annotation, cellular component: cytoplasm; HOPS complex; endosome.